GUUCUUGCAUGAUUGUCGAAAGUAUUACAGAUUUGGAUAACUUACUUAAUCACCUACAAUUCUCUAGAACAUGUGAAAGUGGAUAAAUGAACGCCAGAUGGUGUAAAUGAUCUUUUUCCGCAAUCAUGUCUUCUUGUUCAUUUUACACUAAAAAUAAUCACAGCGGCGCCAUUUUGAGGCGGAUUUCCAAGAUUCUUGGCAUUUCGGAAAACUGACUUUACAACCUACAAUUUUCUAGAACACAUAAUUUGUGUUAAACCACGUCUUCACAUGUUUUAAUGAUGUUUUAGCAGAAAUCUAUGAAGUUUGGGGAACGUUUUCUUAUCCAUUUUGCACAAAAAAACACUCGUAAAAGUGCUUUUCUUGUCGGAUUUUCAACAGUAAACAGUGUUUUGGAAAGCUUAAUAGAUUGCCUACAAUUGUCUAAAAAAAAUAAGAAAAAAAGAAUAAAAUGAUAAAAAUGGGAGUUUUUCCCUGGAUUCUUAUCAGUGUUCGGCUGCAAAGUUUCGUCGACAGUUGCGCAGUGUGCAAAGUUUCCCGAAGAUUUCUCGUCGAAAGGCAAGAUUUCGCGAAAGUUUGAAGCCUCGCAACGUGCAGACGUAGUGACAGCUGGACGAUGAAUGGCGCUUUGAGUGGGUGAUAUUUUGAUGUGAGAAAAAGCCUCUUUGCCGUGCAUCAGGACCACAAUUGUGAAUGCGAAGCGAUGGAGUGGAAGGUGCUGCUGGUGUCGCUGCUCCUCCGUCUGUUGGCGUGCGUGCACGCGUUCUACGUGCCGGGAGUGGCUCCGGUGGAGUUCGUGCGCGGCCAGCGGAUCGACGUGAAGGCGGUGAAGAUGACCAGCACGCACACGCAGCUGCCCUACGAGUACUACUCGCUGCAGUUCUGCCUGCCCAAGAACGGCACGCUCGAGUACAAGACGGAGAAUCUGGGCGAGGUGCUGCGCGGCGAUCGCAUCGUCAACACGCCGUACGAGGUGCGGAUGGCCGAGAACGUGCCGUGCAGGCUGCUGUGCAAUGACAGGGACCGGCCGCUGAACUGGGACCGGCAGCAGUCCGUCAAGGUGGCGGAGCGCAUCAGGCACGAGUACUUCGUGCAUCUGCUCGUGGACAACCUGCCCGUGGCCACGAGGAUCAUCAACCCGGACUCCAUGGAGGUGCAGUUCGAGCACGGCUACCGGCUGGGCCAGAUGGAGGCGGAUCACGCCUUCAUCAACAACCACCUGAAGCUCAUCCUGUCCUACCACAUGCACACCAAGGACAAGUUCCGCGUGGUGGGCUUCGAGGUGGAGACGCUGUCUGUGAACGCCAAAGAUCUCAAAUUCGACGGCGGCGCGUGCGCGCUGCCGGACAACCCGAAGCCGCAGGAGGUCAGCCUGUCCAGCAACACGCAGCUGUACUUCACGUACUCCGUGGAGUGGAAGGAGAGCGCCGUGAGCUGGGCGUCGCGCUGGGACAUCUACCUGGGCAUGAACGACGUGCAGAUCCACUGGUUCAGCAUCAUCAACUCGCUGGUCGUGGUGUUCUUCCUCUCCGGCAUCCUCACCAUGAUCAUGGUGCGGACGCUGCGGCGCGACAUCGCGCGCUACAACACCGACGACAGCUUCGAGGAUGCGCUGGAGGAGACGGGCUGGAAGCUCGUGCACGGCGACGUGUUCCGGCCGCCGCGCCAUCCGCGCCUGUUCGCCGCCGUGAUCGGCAGCGGCAUCCAGAUCUUCUUCAUGGCGCUCAUCACCAUCUUCUUCGCCAUGCUCGGCAUGCUGUCGCCGGCGUCGCGCGGCGCCCUCAUGACGUCCGGCAUCUUCCUGUACGUCUUCAUGGGCCUGAUCGCCGGCUACUUCUCCGCGCGCCUCUACAAGACCAUGAAGGGCAGGGAGUGGAAGCGCGCCGCCUUCCUCACCGCCACGCUGUAUCCGGGCAUUGUGUUUGGGACGGGCUUCUUCCUCAACUUCUUCAUCUGGGACAUCCACUCGAGCGGCGCCGUGCCGUUCAGCACGAUGCUGUCGCUGCUGUGCCUGUGGUUCGGCAUCUCCGUGCCGCUGGUGUACCUGGGCUACUACUUCGGCUACCGCAAGCAGGCGUACCAGCACCCGGUGCGCACCAACAUGAUCCCGCGCCAGGUGCCAGCGCAGCAGUGGUACAUGAAUGUGGCGCUGUGCACGCUGAUGGCGGGCAUCCUGCCGUUCGGCGCCGUGUUCAUCGAGCUGUUCUUCGUGUUCUCGGCCAUCUGGCAGAACCAGUUCUACUACCUGUUCGGCUUCCUCUUCCUCGUGUUCUGCAUCCUGGUGGUGAGCUGCGGCCAGAUCUCCAUCGUCAUGACGUACUUCCAGCUGUGCGGCGAGGACUAUCGCUGGUGGUGGCGGACGUUCAUCGUGUCCGGCGGCUCGGCGGCGUACAUCUUCUUCUACAGCAUCUUCUACUUCUUCACGAAGCUGGAGAUCACGGAGUUCAUUCCCACGCUGCUCUAUCUCGGCUACACUGGACUGAUGGUGAUGACCUUCUGGCUGCUCACCGGCACCAUCGGCUUCUUCGCCGCCUACAGCUUCAUCCGCAAGAUCUACGGCGCCGUGAAGAUCGACUAGAGCCGCGCUCAGCUCCUCGCACUCGCAUCCAGUCGCGCGCGUCUCCCGUCGACCCAAGACUUGUCCCUGUUUUCUUUUUUUGUAUUUAAUUUAAUUGAUGA
Phlebotomus argentipes is the source of this 2679-nucleotide messenger RNA. It is a transcript of the gene TM9SF4, whose product is annotated as transmembrane 9 superfamily member 4. The transcript is spliced from 4 exons. Gene Ontology annotation, biological process: protein localization to membrane. Bases 704 to 2578 code for a protein of 624 amino acids. Gene Ontology annotation, cellular component: membrane. NCBI's taxonomy places the organism in Eukaryota, Metazoa, Arthropoda, Insecta, Diptera, Psychodidae. The record is from RefSeq and is a predicted model, not a curated record.